Molecule: messenger RNA, 1512 nt
Organism: Lasiosphaeria miniovina
Lineage: Eukaryota; Fungi; Ascomycota; Sordariomycetes; Sordariales; Lasiosphaeriaceae
Exons: 5
Coding region: 1-1512 (503 amino acids)
Source: RefSeq, a predicted model, not a curated record
AUGGCCGCCAUUGCACCAAUGGACCUGGUUAUGAAGGCCGGCCCUGCUUCCAUUCCGCUAAAAUGCACACUUUGCCCUAAGAAACCAAACUUUUCAGACCUUUCGCAUCUUCUCACCCACAUCUCCUCAAAGAGCCAUCUGUCUCACCGCUUCAAGAUAGAACUCAGAGCACAGUCGGAGAGAGAUGCGCGAGAAGCAAUUCGGAAGUAUGAGGAGUGGUAUGCGGGCCAUGGAAUCAUGAACCUUCUCGCAGAGCGCAUGACCGCAAAGGAGCAAAAGAAACCCUCCAAAAGAGGGCGGCCCUCAAACGCCAAUGCUCGGAUCACCACAAGCCGCGAAGAAUCUGUCAAGAGGGAGCCUAGAGAGUACACUGAGCCUGCACCUAUCCAAUUUCCCGGCACCCGCCAAGGAUAUUUCGAUAGCGCAGGCUUCCAGACCCCGGUGAUGAAGCGCUCUCAACCCGAAUACUCCACCCCGAACACCCCCGACAACACGUUGGCCGUGAUGAGAGCAAAAUACAGGCGGUGGCCUUCUGAAACUGAGACAGAGACAACAGCAAGCGUGCUGCCUUCUGACGAGCAAGAUGACAAUGGUGAUUUUGGAGACGAGGAAAAUGAUUCCAGCAAGUUGAAGGGAAUCAGAUACCCUGGUAUGGGCCUCUUCGAUUCCGCCAGCGAUUUGCAGAAGAGGAAGCGAAAUCAACGAAAGGACGAGUCUGUUCUGAAGAAGAUGGAGCAGUCAUCGUCCGGCAUUGAGCCGACUGAGUUCGUCUGGACAGAGGGAGGUGUAUUCCAACGAACUCGCGACAUCUAUGCCAGUCCCUCGAUUGAGGGGAGCCCGGAGCGGAAUUUAGGCGGGACCGACAAUCACAAGAAAAAAAGAACCCGUCGCACGGCCACAUCGGCGGCCGUCGCAACCAGGCCACGCCAGACACGAGCAUCGGCCAGAAUCGCCCAAAGCAAGGCGACCUCCAUGAACAAGAGCGCCCUCCGCGAGGACUCGCCACUUGGUCAAGACGAGCACGAAAACAGCCAGAUCUCCAGCCAUAGCCAUGGGUCCGUCGAGAGUUUUGACGUGUUCCGCGACCCCCCGCAACCGAGCCCCAGCAUGCCACGUUUCGAUCUCCGUCGACGCCCAGCUCUACAGUCCCUGAGCUCUAACAUGUCGCUUGUCUCGCCAGCGUCGAAACCCGCGAAGGCGCUUACAUUCUUUCCAGCUAGAGACAAUGGGCCUCCUUCAUUUCCGGCUCAACCUCAUGUAUCAAGCAAUCCGUACUUCCAACACCAGCAUAGUAUGGGUGGCGGGACCUUCAACCCCCUUUGUGUUCAGUCGAGGAACGGAUACUUCCAUCCGUACUACCAGGGUUACGGGGCUGAUCCCAAGCCACCCAACGCCGGAUUUCAGCCUGUCAACACGCUGAAUCAGAAUCUGGGCAGCAUGGCCUUCAACUCCUUUACCACGCCAUACUCGUCCGAUUCCCCCCAUGAACGCGGUCAUGACUUUGACAUGUAA